GGUGCUUUACAUAAGACUUGCUGCUGUGGUUUUCGUUUACCGUCACCAGCAAGAGGACCGUUUCCUAUGAUCUCGUCGUGUAUUUACUUCUCACUUGGCCAAGUUAAAUGGAUCACCUGAUAUGGGAGAGAGAAUUUGGAGGAAACCUUUCAACAAGUAUGCUUGGGUCUAGAAGUGGGGAGCCAUACCCCAACUCUAGAGUCAACUUUUAAUUGAAGUGGAACAGCACAAAAACAAAGGUCUAAUGCGACUCGUACACAAAACGUAUGGACCUAAGGAAACUCCAAGGUUGAAGCUUGAAAGGUUUCUGGGAAUCCACAGUUUUUCUUCUUGAGACUCCAGAGAAGUCUUGGAAUGCAAAGAACCCCUAAAGGAAACUUAGCUUAGGCUUCAGUGAAGCAAAGGCUUAGUACAAGCACAACAGAUGUCCCACUUGUAAAGGCAGGAACCUUCAAGAAAGACUGCAGUAGGACUUUUAGAGCAAAGGCACUAGAAACAACCAGAAGAUCACCAUGGAAAAAACAGAGAAAAAGAUUGCUACACAAGAGGGAAGAUUCUUUUCCAAGAUGAAGAUGUUUCUUUUGGCAUUAACAUGUGCAUAUGUAUCCAAAUCACUAUCAGGAGUUUAUAUGAAUUCCAUGCUCACACAAAUAGAGAGACAAUUUGAUAUCCCCACAUCUAUAGUUGGUCUUAUCAAUGGGAGCUUUGAAAUUGGAAACCUUGUGUUGAUUAUAUUCGUGAGUUAUUUCGGGAGGAAAUUGCACAGACCUAUCAUGAUUGGUGUUGGAUGUGUCCUUAUGGGCCUGGGGUGCUUCUUAAUGUCAUUACCUCAUUUCCUCAUGGGCAGAUAUGAAUAUGAAACAACGAUUUCACCUACAAGCAACUUGUCUUCAAACAGCUUCAUGUGUAUGGAAAACAGAACACAAACCUUAAAGCCAAUGCAAGACCCAACAGAGUGUGUGAAAGAAAUGAAAUCAUUAAUGUGGAUAUAUGUACUAGUAGGAAAUAUUAUGCGUGGAAUUGGUGAAACUCCCGUCAUGCCCUUGGGUAUUUCUUACAUUGAAGAUUUUGCCAAAUCAGAAAACUCUCCUUUGUACAUUGGGAUUUUGGAAAUGGGGAAGGUUGUUGGCCCAAUUUUUGGACUUGUGUUGGGAUCUUUCUGUGCACGCAUGUAUGUAGACAUUGGGUCUGUGAAUACAGAUGACCUGACCAUAACUCCCACAGAUACACGCUGGGUCGGUGCUUGGUGGAUCGGCUUUUUGGUCUGUGCAGGAGUGAAUAUCCUGACGAGCAUUCCCUUUUUCUUUUUUCCAAAAACACUCCCAAGAAAAGGACAACAGGAUAAUGUGGAUAUGACUAUAUAUGAGAAAGUUGAGAAAUAUAGAGAAAGAAAGAAAAAGGAAAACCUUGGAAUCACAAAAGAUUUCUUGCCAUUCAUGAAGAGCCUCUUCUGCAAUCCAAUUUACAUGCUUUUCGUCCUUACGAGCGUGCUCCAGAUAAACGCGUUCAUCAAUAUGUUUACCUUCGUGCCCAAAUACCUGGAACAGCAAUUUAGAAAAUCGACUGCAGAGGUAGUAUUCCUCAUAGGUGUUUAUUCCUUCCCUCCAAUAUGCCUUGGAUAUUUAAUUGGUGGCUUUAUUAUGAAGAAGUUUAAGAUUACUGUCAAGAAAGCUGCAUACCUAGCAUUCUGCCUAUCCUUGUCUGAAUAUCUUCUUUAUUUCUGUAACUUUAUGAUGACCUGUGAUAAUGCCCCAGUUGCUGGAUUAACUGCCUCUUAUAAAGGAGUUCAUCACCAACUGUAUGCGGAGAAUAAGUUCCUUGCUGACUGCAACGCAAGGUGUAACUGCGUAACGGACACAUGGGAUCCAGUGUGUGGAGACAACGGCCUAGCAUACAUGUCAGCCUGCCUCGCAGGCUGUAAGAAGUUCGUUGGAACUGGAACCAACAUGGUGUUUCAAAAUUGCAGCUGCAUUCUGUCAUCAGGAAACUCAUCUGCAGUCCUGGGGCUGUGUAAUAAAGGCCCUGGGUGUGCUAACAAGUUUCAGUACUUUUUAAUCUUAACAGUAAUUGGCAGUUUCAUCUACUCACUUGCAGCCAUACCUGGGUACAUGGUUCUUCUGAGGUGCAUCAAGUCUGAAGAGAAGUCACUUGGAGUUGGACUACAUUCAUUUUUCAUAAGAAUAUUUGCUGGCAUUCCUGCACCUAUUUACUUUGGAGCUUUGUUAGACAGAACCUGUUUACACUGGGGAACUCUGAAAUGUGGCCAGCCAGGGGCCUGCAGGCUGUAUGAUAUAAACAGCUUCAGGCGCAUUUACCUUGGAUUGCCUGCAGCGCUGAGAGGAUCAAGCUUUCUCCCUGCCUUCUUCAUUCUAAUAUUUAUGAGGAAAUUCCAAUUCCCUGGGGAGUUUGAAUCUUCAGAAACUGAACUUGCAGAGAUGAAGCUCACAAUGAAGGAAAGCGAGUGCACAGAUGUGAACAGAAGUCCUAAGGUGGAGAAUGAUGGAGAACUGAAAACCAAGCUGUAAUGAGUUUUCUACUGGCCUAUGCAAGGCCGUGAACAGAAUGAAUUUCACUAGUUUUGAAUCAUGAGAGGUACGAUAGGAAAUUUUACCUUUAAGGACCUCAACAAUUAUUUUUACUCAUGAUAAAAAUAAUUGCUGAUAGCAUUUUCAGAAUAUUAGGGUACCACUUAAGAUUUUCUCAGAUGUCUAUGGUGAUGCACACACUGAACUUUAAAGCUUCCUUCAUUUUCACAUAACAUUUUCUCUUUUAACUCAAUCAAGGGAAGUGUGUGCUUCCCACACGUCUUCAAAUAGAUUUGAAACUUUACUACUCUCAAAACAGUAUUUAAUUCCACUGAAUUUGUGCUUCAAUGUUAGAGGUAUUUAGAGCUGAAAACAUGCAUUCUGGUUGUGCCACAUUGAGAAAGUUAUCUUUUAUGUUCAAGCUGUCUGCAUAUGUCUGUACCUAGGAGUUGUCAAACUUUUAUUAUUUUAGUCAUGAUGUUUCUAAGAUUAGACUUCUCCCUCAUGUGUCAUCUCCUGGUUUUAGUGCCUUCUUUCUUUACUCCUCUCACACAGUUGAUCAUUUUGUUUAGAGCACUGACAGACUUAAUCAGGUUAUUAAAAAUCACAUUGCAAAGAUUUUUUGACCUGUUUUUUCCAUAGCAAUUCAAAACCGUUAAUGAAAAAAAUUUUUUUUUUUUAAAAAAAGCAACUAUUUGAGAAAGCCAGUACUUUCAAAGGUCCUUUGUAAGCAUGGAGUUGUAUCUCAGAGGUACUAUGUUUGUCUAUUAUGUGUGAAGCCCUGCACUGAACCAAAAGAUAGAGUAAACUACUGACAAUAUAAGAUAAACUAAACUAAAAUAAAAUAAGUUAGGGCUGGAUCCAGUAUAAGAUGUUCUCAAAGGUUACUUUCUUAUCCUCAGGAUGCCUCUUUGGUUCAGUCAUCUUUUUUUUUUUCAUGUGUUCUCAGAGCACAUGAAUAAAAUAUCAUGUUUAAAAGUAUAACUAUAACCUUAUAAUAUAUUAUAAAUUUAUAAUUAAAAUUAAGCUAUAGCAUGAAUAAAAAUAGCAUGGCUAUUAACUUUCAAAAUCAGACUAAAACCUUUAAAGUGAGACCAGGCAGGUAGUUCAAUGGAAAGGGAUAUUUGCCACCAAGCUUGACAAGGUGGCUUUGAUUGCUGAGACUAACAUGGUAGAAGAAAGGAACAAACUCUUACAAGAUGUUUUAUGCCUUCUAAUCCUGUACUAUGGUGUAUGUGUCCUACUCCACCCUACAUUUUGAGAGAGAGAGAGAGAGAGAGAGAGAGAGAGAGAGAGAGAGAGAGAGAGAUUUAAGCAGUGACUCUUGCUGAAAGGAAAUUUGUUUUUAUAGAAUUUAAAAUAUUUGUAAAAAGAACAAAACAAAAUUAAGUCAGUUUGUCAUGGUUGGAAUACAAAGUGCCCCUUCUCAGCUAGGGCAAUGGGGCAAUAGGAUAUUUAGUUUCCUGUUGAUAAUGCUGUUUGGGGAGGAUUGGGUGAGUGCAUCCUUGAAGGAGGAAAUACAUCACUGGGAUGAGCUUUGAGAUUUAAAAUUCUCACCCUACUUCCAGUUCGCACUUUGGAUUGUUCUUUGAGGAUAUGAAAUCUUAGCUUCCUACUUCAGUCACUAUACCUGCUGCAUGGUGUCAUGCCUCAUGCCAUGAGGGACUACAGUCCUUCUGGAAUCAUAAGCCAAAAUAAACUCUUGUUAUUUUAAAA
Molecule: messenger RNA, 4241 nt
Organism: Grammomys surdaster
Lineage: Eukaryota; Metazoa; Chordata; Mammalia; Rodentia; Muridae
Product: solute carrier organic anion transporter family member 1A1
Exons: 17
Coding region: 513-2525 (670 amino acids)
Biological process (GO): transmembrane transport; bile acid and bile salt transport; sodium-independent organic anion transport
Cellular component (GO): membrane
Molecular function (GO): bile acid transmembrane transporter activity; protein binding
Source: RefSeq, a predicted model, not a curated record